AUGGAAACAACUGAUAGCCCCGAUUCUGCGAUGGAAGACAUCUCUCUAGGGUCUCCGUCCCGAUCAGACUCUGGCGUUGAUCCCGUACACAUUGACCACCCGCGGAAAUUGACCUCGGGAGAAAUUGCCGUAGAAGGAAGCACUGAUACGAAAAAUAAUACCAAGGAAGAAAGCAUUGCUAAUGGCGUUAUUGCUCAUACUUUGAAAGAUAAGGAUGCUAAUGGCAAUGAUGCCACUGCUGCUGCGGAUGAUCCCACCAACAAGGCUCAAAUCAAUGGAACUUCUCUGCCGGUCCCUGUUUCAGACUCGAAUAGCGUGCCGGAGCCAAAGGCCAAUGUCCUUCCAGCGCUAACCCCGACAACCUCCGUGGUCGAAUCCGCUAUCGAAUCUAAGCUGAGCCCGUCGGAUUCCCAUUUGCAGGAAAGCCCAUCUUCGCAGGAGACCGAUGUUCCGUCAAUCUCGGUCACCGCCCCCGCCCUUACCUCUGUCCCCGUCCCCAGCUUCACUCCCAACUCGACCUCCGUGUAUAUUCUCACCACCUUUGGCAAUAUCGCCAAACUUGUCAACAAAAAGAACGUAACGCUCCACAGCUCGCUCAAAAAGGCGCUGGAGAAGCUCAAGACUGGUCAGUUGCCCGAGGGGGCGGCCAUGUUCGAAACGUUGCGCUUGACUCUCAAGGUCGGCAACGUAGACGCCAAGAUCCUCGCAUUGGACUGCUUAAGCAAGUUGUUUUCCUUCUCUUUGUUUGGCGACACCGUGGAUGUGCCUCCUGCCGGCGCCAUCACGCUGACGUCACCCGAGGACCCUAACUCCAUUGUGACCCCGCCGCCGCGUGUUAGGCUAGUGGAUGCAGCCAUCCAGUCCAUCACCGACAGCUUCCAGGUGGAGACAUUCGACGCGAAAAUGGAGCUUCAGGUGAUCAGGGCGUUGAUGAGCGCCGUGCUCAACGAAAAGAUUCCGGCCCACGGUUCCUCGCUUUUGACUGCUGUCAGACAGUUGUAUAACAUCUUUCUCCUCUCCUUGUCCACGUCCAACCAGGGGAUCGCCCAGGCCAGUUUGACUCAGGUAAUUGCUAGCGUUUAUGACCGGGUCAGGACCUCCAGAGCCGACCGCUCCGCUAUUGUUUCAGCAGAAAACCUCCCAGCGACCGAUAUCAGCGAGAAGGAAGAGUCUGCAAAGCUCACGCUUGACACCUUGGCCACGGUUCCGGACGACGAACGAGUGGCUGAUGGUGAAGGGUCCGAGGACGAACUUUUCGUCAAGGACGCUUUCUUGCUCUUCCGCACGUUGUGUAAGCUUUCCGUUAAGGAUAUUGUCGACGGUGAGGACAUGCGCUCGCAGGCCGUCAGAUCCAAGCUAUUGGCACUUCAUGUGGUGCAUUCCAUCUUAAAGGAGCACAUCGACUUGUUCCUUGCAGACAUUGAACUCGUUUCGGCUUCCGGGAGAGAUAGCACGCGCUUCAUCGACUCCAUCAAACAGUACUUGUGUCUCGUGUUGUCGAAAAACGCCGCCCUGGCUGUCUCACCGGUGUACGAGAUCUGCCUCGAGAUCUUCUGGUUACUUGUCUCAAACCUCCGGUCCGAGUUCAAGAACGCCAUUCCCGUAUUUUUGGACGAAAUCUACUUCCCCGUCGCGGAGACAAAGACGUCUUCGCCCCAUCAGAAACGCUACCUCUUGUCCGUCAUGCAGCGGAUCUGCUACGAUCCGCGGGUAUUGAUCGAGUUCUACUUGAACUACGACUGCGACACCAGCAUGCCAAACAUUUGCGAGCGGUUGAUUGAUUAUCUCACAAGACUCUCUUUAACCCGCGUGGAGGCCACUCUGUCCCAGAAGCAGGCAUACUGGGACACGGCGGACCGCUCGAUCGCGUUCUACAACCUUUCACAGGUGCCGUCGCAGGCCAUUGCCUCUGUGGGCUCCAAACACGCCCAUAUCGAUGCACCGUUGCCGUUUCCAACUGAUUUCAGUCUCAAAAUGGUCUCCAUCAAGUGCAUCGUCGGAGUGUUGCAGUCGCUCCAUUCCUGGGCCCAAAAAGGUAUCUCAGUGGACGCGCUUAAGGAUAGAAAGCGAGCUAGCACCGUGGGCUCACACUCCGUCACCCCCUCCCUCCUGGAGUCCACCUCCUUCAUCGGCGAUCCGCUCAUGGCGGCUAUGGAGAAGGACGAUCCCUCUCAGUUUGCCAGCUUGAAGCAACGCAAGACGAUGCUUCUUGAAGGUAUCAAGCUCUUCAACUACAAGCCCAAACGCGGUUUGGACAAGUUGAUUAGCGACGGCUUUACCACCGACGCGCCCGAGGAGAUUGCCAAGUUUAUCUUGGCGACAGAUGGCUUGGACAAGGCCCAGCUCGGGGAGUUCCUCGGGGAGGGCGACGAGGAGCACAUUGCAAUUAUGCACGCAUUUGUCAACCAGAUGGACUUCAACCAACUGCGCUUUGUUGACGCGAUGCGCGUCUUUCUCCAGAGCUUCCGCCUUCCGGGCGAAUCCCAGAAGAUUGACCGGUUCAUGUUGAAGUUUGCCGAGCGAUACGUGCUUGGCAAUCCAACCAUCUUUGCUAAUGCCGAUACCGCUUAUAUUUUGGCCUACUCCGUGGUGAUGCUCAACACCGACCAGCACUCGGCGCAGGUGAAGAAUCGCAUGACCCCAGAGGAAUUCAUCAAGAAUAAUAGGGGUAUUGACGACGGUAAGGACUUACCACGGGAGUUUUUAGAGGAGGUGUACACGGAGAUCCAGAACAACGAGAUCAAGUUGCACUCCGAGCAACACGCGGCGAUGAUUGCAGGUUCCACCGCACCGACGGCCCAAGGCUUUUUUGCCAGGGACACGUCCCGUGAGGCGUAUAUGCAGAUCUCCAAGGAGCUUUCGUCGAAAACCACCGAGUUGUUUAGAACAUUGGGCCGCCAACGCACCAAAGAGCCCAGCCGUUCGGUGUUCUAUGCUGCCUCCCACGUGUCGCACGUCAAGUCCAUUUUCGACACCUUGUGGAUGUCUCUCCUCGCCGGCUUAACCCCUCCGUUCAAAGAAUACGACGACGAGGACACCACCAGACGGUGUCUCGAGGGAAUCAAGUUGGCCAUCAAGAUUGCCGGUAUGUUUGAGCUCGACUACGCGCGUACGUCUUUCAUCGGGGCGUUGGUGCAGUUCGCCAACCUCAGCAACAUCGAGGAGAUGCAGCCAAAGAACGUGGAGGCGAUUUAUGUGUUGUUGGACAUUGCUGCCACCGAGGGUGACCAACUCAAAACCUCCUGGGAGUUAGUUUUGCGCUCCAUUUCCCAGCUCGAGCGCUUGCAGUUAAUUGCGCGAGGUGUGGAUUCAGACUCCAUUCCGGAUGUGAGCAUGGCAAAGUUGGCCAACCGCGAGUCCAUCGACAGUACCCGCACGCAAAGCUCGUUUUUCGGCUCCUCCUUCUUUGGCUCCUCCUCCACACAGUCCCAGCAGGCGUCACAGAAGCACUUCAACCAGAAUAUGAGCGCGCAGGUGAUGAACUUGCUCGCCGCUACCCAGUUGGGGGUGGAUGUGGACCGCAUCUUCGAGCAGUCGUCGUAUCUUUCCGGCUCUGGGAUCAUCGAGUUUGUUAAGGCCUUGACUGCCGUUUCGUCGGAGGAGGUUGAAUCGUCCGGCAACAGCUCCCACCCACGCAUGUUCUCGCUCCAGAAGAUGGUGGAUGUGUGCUAUUAUAACAUGGACCGUAUCCGUCUCGAGUGGACCGGCCUCUGGGCGAUUAUGGGCGAUAAGUUCAACAAGUUUGGGUGCCAUUCCAACCCAGUAAUUGUGUUCUUUGCGCUUGACUCGCUCAGACAGUUGUCGAUGCGCUUCAUGGAGAUUGAAGAGCUCGCACACUUUAAGUUUCAGAAGGAGUUUUUGAAGCCGUUUGAGCACAUCAUGAUCAAUAACCCAAGCGUGGAGAUCCAGGAAAUGGUCUUGGAGUGCCUCGGGAACAUGAUCUUGGCAAAGUCUGACAAGAUCCGUUCUGGGUGGAAGGCCAUGCUUGUAGUGCUCACCACCGGUGCGAACAGCUCCCAUGCCAAGAUUGUUUUCAAGACGGAUAAGAUAUUGACUCGGAUCUACGACCAAAGCUUUGACUGUAUCUAUGAUCAAGGCGCGUUCUCGGACAUGAUUGGCGUGUACGUGACAUUGGCCAUGAACCGCGGUUUUCCGAAAGUUGGCCUUCAUGCCUUGAACGUAUUGAAGAAGAUGAUCAUACAGGUGGCUGACAAGAAGUUCGAAGACGAGCCUACGGACGAAGAGGAAGUGUCGAUGUUGAUCACCGAAACCGACAGUGAAAACAAGCUGUGGUUCCCGAUAUUAUCGGGUCUUCAUGAGGUGAUCAUGAAGGGAGUGGACUUGGAAAUCCGCUCAAGGGCGUUGAACUACAUGUUUGAUGCGCUUGUGGACUACGGCAAGCACUUUGAACCUUCGUUCUGGGACUCAGUGUGUCGCCAGUUGCUCUUCCCGUUGUUUGGAGUCUUGAGCAAGCACUGGGAUAUCAAUCAGUUUGGCAGCGACGACGAGCUCUCUGUCUGGCUCUCUACCACCUUGAUCCAGGCCUUACGUAACAUGGUGGCGUUAUUUACCCACUAUUUUGAGGCGUUGUCUCGUAUGUUGGACGGUUUCUUGGAACUUCUCAUCUCUUGUGUGUGCCAGGAGAACGACACCAUUGCGCGUAUCGGGCGCUCCUGCUUGCAGCUGUUGGUGGUUGAAAACAUGAGCAGGUUUUCACCAGCCCACUGGAAUCAAAUCACCGAAGGGUACGUCAGACUUUUUGACUUGACCACCGCUAAGGAGUUGUUUAAGGCGGAUCCGUUGAACAGUACCUACAUCACCACGGGUGCUGACGGCGUGGACAUCGUCCACGACAUUGCCAACCUCAAUUUGGACGAUGACUCAGUGCUGCUUGAGGUCAGGACCCAAAUCCAGCUCCAAAAGGCGAAAGACAAGUCGGCGAUUGUCGUUAAAUGCGUGUUACAGUUGUUGAUGAUCGAGAGUUUGUCAGAAUUGCUUCUGAACGAUGAGUUUUACGGAGUUAUUCCGUUUCUGUGCAUGGUUCAGCUCACCGGCUUACUCGAAACCUCGUUCCGCUUCGCUCGUGACUUUAACGACGAUUACAACUUGCGAGUUCGGUUGUUUAACUCUGGGGUCAUUGACCGCUUGCCUAACUUGUUGAAGCAGGAGUCAUCCUCUGCUGCUGUGUUUAUCGGUAUCCAGUUCAGACUCUACUGUGACACAGCCAAGGUAGAACCAGUUCACCGCAAGCAACUUAUAGAUGCCUUGGUGCCAAUGUGCAAUGAUCUUAUCGACAGAUUUGUCACUUUCGACGAGCAGUCACAGCUGAAGAACAUUGUCACCUGGAGACCGGUGGUGGUGGAAAUCUUGCAGGGUUACUACGAACUCGAGGAGGAAGAUUUUGUCGAGUUCUGUCCCGUGAUCCACGAUUUGGCGUUGCGCAUAUUUGACCGCAAUAUCCAGGCUGACUUGAGACUUGCAAUGAAGGGUUUCUUUUCCCGUGUGGGUGACUUGUAUCUUGAUAGAAAAUAA
This is a messenger RNA of Babjeviella inositovora NRRL Y-12698, 5532 nucleotides long. RefSeq names its product Arf family guanine nucleotide exchange factor (gene SEC7). The coding region runs from base 1 to 5532 and encodes 1843 amino acids. Gene Ontology annotation, biological process: regulation of ARF protein signal transduction. Lineage: Eukaryota; Fungi; Ascomycota; Pichiomycetes; Serinales. The record is from RefSeq and is a predicted model, not a curated record. Gene Ontology annotation, molecular function: guanyl-nucleotide exchange factor activity. The transcript has a single exon.